GCCACCGGAAGUGCCACCGGAACUGCCAUAACAUAGCCACAUAUCGAGCUUAGUUAGCCCUGCUGGAGAAAUCGAAAGAACAAGAUUUGGCAGAAAAUAUUCGGCCUGAUAGAAAGAGGUUAGCCUUCGAGCUACCAGAAGCUAACCCUCUGUGGAAAAGCAGCAACGAGUUUCCACCUAUGAAAAAAACAUCAAGUGAGAUGGGAACCGGAGCACAGAAAGGUCUUCAGCAGCACCAUGCCUGUUAACAUUGGGAGGUUCUUGCCAAUCAGCUUCUGAUCCCUGAACAAAGGCACUAAUUUCGGGCACAGAGGACAUUAAACAUGAAGGAAGUAAAGGAGAAGCAGGAACCAGAACAUCAGCCAGAUUCUCAAACCACAGUGGAACCAGAACUCCGCGGAGUUAAAGAAGAACAAGUUGAACUGCAAAUCUUUGGAACUGAAGGCCAGCUUUCUGUGAAGCAAGAGAAAAGCACAUUUGUGGAUGUCAAGAUAUCCCACAAUAAACCAGAGAUAAAGGACGAACCAGAACCCCGACUGAUAGAAGAGGAGGAACCAGAAAUUGAACAGUUGCAAGAGGAAGAAGAGGAACUGGAACCUGGACAGUUUAAAGAAGAAGAGGAGGAACUAGAACCUGGGCAGAUUAAAGAGGAAGAGGAGGAUCUCUACAGUUAUGCAGAAAAGCAGGAGCCUAAAAGCUUCUUAAUAACUCAAACUCUUGAGCAAAAAGACAACAGUGAAGCAGAACCACACGGAGACCAUCUCCUCUCUGCCAGAUACCAUCAGAAUCAACCUCAACAAGGAAACAACCAGAACCAUUCUGGGUCAAGCAGAGUCAAAGAUCUGAACGACUCUGUAAAGGAAAAACACUCAUCCUGUAAAGUUUGUGGUAAAAGUUUCACUCAGCAACGGUACCUGGCAGUUCAUAGCAGAAUUCACAGUGAUGAGAAGCCAUAUUCUUGUGACACCUGUGGCAAAUCUUUCAGGUAUACCCACAAUUUGACCUGUCACAUCAGAACUCACACAGGGGAGAAGCUGUUUUCGUGUAAGAUCUGUGGAAAAUCUUUCAGGCAUAGCUCUAAUUUGACCCGUCACAUCAGAACUCACACAGGGGAGAAGAAGUUUUCUUGUAAGCUCUGUGGAAUUUCUUUCUAUUUCAGUGAUCAAUUAACUACUCACAUGAGGAUUCACACAGGGGAGAGACCGUAUACCUGCAAUGUCUGUAGUAAAUGUUUCAGUAAGAACUGGCAGUUGAUUGAUCACAUGAGAUCCCACAGCGAUGAGAAGCCGUAUUCAUGUGACACGUGUGGUAGAUCCUUUAGGUACAGAGGUGAUUUGACUCGCCACAUUAGAACUCACACAGGGGAGAAGCCGUUUUCUUGUAAACGCUGUGGAAAGUCUUUCACUGACAACAGUCAACUAACUGUUCACAAGAGGACUCACAUGGCCGAGAAGCCGUUCCGUUGUUUCAUUUGUGGUAAAAGUUUCAUACAGAAAGCUAACCUGCUUUAUCAUAUUGGAAAUCACACGGGGGAGAGACCAUUCCAGUGUGAACGCUGUGAUAAAUCCUUCAAACGAAGCACUGAUCUGGCCUGUCACUUGAGAACCCACACCGGUGAGAGACCAUACUCCUGUGAGCUCUGUGGUAGAUCUUUCAUAUAUAGCAGUGAUCUGACUCGUCACAUUCGCUCUCACAAGGGGGAGAAGUCAUUCCAGUGUGAACACUGUGAUAAAUCCUUCAUUCACAGUAGUGAUCUGACACGUCACGUUAGGAUUCACAGUGAUGAAAGGCCAUAUUCUUGUGAACUAUGUGAUAAAUCUUUUAAGCAGAAGGGGGACCUGACUACUCACGUAAAAAUUCACACUGGCCAGAAGCCCUUCUCAUGUGAUACAUGUGGACGAAGUUUUAACAGACACUACAACCUGAUUUCGCAUAAAAGGACCCACACAGGGGAGAAGCCGUUCCUUUGUGGGGUUUGUGGUAAAGGUUUUGUAAAGAAUAAAUCCCUGGAAUAUCACAUGAAAACACACGGGAGAGAAGUGUUUCAAUGUGAACUGUGCGAAAGAUCUUUCAUCCAAAGCAGUGAUCUGGCUCGUCACCUAAAAACUCACACACGUGAGAAGUUGGAUCCUUGAGUUUAACAGGAUAUGUUGGUCGGGAGUAGUGAUUUGGAGGUAGUGUGGCAGCAGAUUAAAGCUGCUGUUUAAAUUGAAGUGGUUCCCUCUGAGAAUUUUGACUGUAUCCAAAUCUCCUACAGGUUAUGAACUUUAGCUUUUAUGUGUUUGCUGCCACUCUAGGAGUUUGUAAAACCUAAAAAGUGAAGAACCUCUCCUGGAUGAGAGGCGACACUUCUUCUAAAAAGCUUCACGUCCAGUUGGCUAAAUUAAACCUGACUAGCAAAACCAAUGUGGUUUAAUAUUUUUCAUUAUUUUUGCCUAUGUGGCUUAAAACCUCAUCUGUCCUUCACAACCUUAGUGUUCACCCCAAAUCUCUGACCGAUGACAGCAAGCACACAGAACCCUCCUUUAAAUGGGAAAGUCAGCCACACUGGUUGUUUUCAUGCAUUUCUCAUGUAAAAUAGCUCGAUGGCUCACUGUGGCCUCUUUCCCACUGAGUUUAGCAGGUUAACGCAUAUUUUUCAAUAACAAUCGUUAUUUGGCUCCCUUCACAUUGGCAGAAAAACCGGGUCUGGCCCUCUUGGCAGCUGCGUGUCUGGUCAAACUGUCACGCUUGGUUAGCACGGAUGAUGUCACUAGUGCGACAAAAGCAGGAAAGCAAACAAUGGAGAGCAUCAUGUAAGAAAUCUAGAGUCGUCUGCUUUGUUUUUCACUGUAUUAUCUGUCCGAAUCCCUCUUACCAGUGCUGCGGCAUGUUUAUGGAAUGUAAACUGAGUUAUUUUUGAUUGUAAGAUCAGAAGCGACUGGCCCAGUGUGUUGACGUCUGUACGUUACCCUCAUUGGUAUCGCAUACAUUAGGGGCUCUGGUGUUUCCACAGCAUGCCGAUUAGAGCUGAGGCGAUUUUAACAUGGGUCGCUUGCCAAGUCGUUUGACCGGGAUGGACAGGGUUAAGUGUGUUGUUCCCACCACCACUAAAAGCCGAUUGUUUAGGUUUUAAACGGAUUUUCCCUCUAAAACCAAAGGGCAGGUGUCCCUUAGAGCUGUGGAACAUGUUUAUGGAAGUAAAUCUGUGUCACUGGGAUUUGAAUUAAAAAUGCCACUGAAAUUUAAA
Molecule: messenger RNA, 3229 nt
Organism: Cyprinodon tularosa
Lineage: Eukaryota; Metazoa; Chordata; Actinopteri; Cyprinodontiformes; Cyprinodontidae
Product: gastrula zinc finger protein XlCGF57.1-like
Exons: 3
Coding region: 324-2135 (603 amino acids)
Biological process (GO): regulation of transcription by RNA polymerase II
Molecular function (GO): RNA polymerase II cis-regulatory region sequence-specific DNA binding; DNA-binding transcription factor activity
Source: RefSeq, a predicted model, not a curated record